AUGAAAGGAUACGUUGGAUUAUUCCUCGCCAUUGCGCUAUGCUGCGUAUCAGCGCAAGAAGUACAGUCGGAUCGUAGCCCACGUAUCGUUAAUGGACUAAAUGCCGCCAACACGCCCUACAACGCCUAUGUGCUAUAUCUCAACUCGGCCAACUCUGGUUUCUUUGGUGGAGGAUCACUGAUCUCGGACCGACAUGUCCUAACGGCGGCCCAGAACAUUGCGGGCUUCGUGCGCUGGGAAGUUGGGCUAGGCAGUACCGUGUUCGGGCAGCUAAACAUUCAACUGUCCACGCAGGCCGUUUCGCAUCCAAGCUUCAACAUGGCAAACCGAGCGAACGAUAUCGGUUUCAUCAUUUUGCCUCAACCAGUCGUCUUUACUGCACUGAUUAGUCCUAUCCAGCUGCCCAUCCAGGGACGUACGCUACCGUACGAAAAUGAAGAAGGCAUGGUAGUCGGGUUCGGGUUCAACACGAUCGGAGGACAAACCCGCUCCGACUUUCUGAAGGUGGGCUACCAGCGAGUGAUCAGUGAUUCGCGUUGUGUGGGAAUUUAUCAAAUUACUACACCGAACCACUUCUGCGCUGAAGAUGUCGUCCAACGUUCGAACGUGUGUAAUGGCGAUCUUGGUGCUGGGUUCGUCGUUUCCGAACGACGCAUCGACACGUUGGUCGGUAUUGCCUCACUCAUCACUGCUUCGUGUGACUCUGCCAACCCGACCGGUUACGCGCGCGUCUCUCAAUACCGCCAAUGGAUCCGUGACAAUACUGGAGUAUAA
Molecule: messenger RNA, 774 nt
Organism: Anopheles maculipalpis
Lineage: Eukaryota; Metazoa; Arthropoda; Insecta; Diptera; Culicidae
Product: collagenase-like
Exons: 3
Coding region: 1-774 (257 amino acids)
Biological process (GO): proteolysis
Molecular function (GO): serine-type endopeptidase activity
Source: RefSeq, a predicted model, not a curated record